AUGGCCGUUGUUCCGUCCGGCAACGCGCAGAUCCGCCCUUCGCAGUUCCACCGUGUCGUGUCCCCCUUGUUGUGUAGUGUUGUGUGUGUGCCUGUCGCCUCGUCAUUGUCACCGUACAACAAACGACACAGCGUCCUUGUUCGGCUACGUGUAAACUGCCGCAUCGCGCGCGAACGUUCGACGUCCGGCAGAAGUGGACGUGCGACGACAGGCCAAUUGGUCAUCCGGAAAUUCACUCGUUCGUUCGUUCAUUCACUCAAUUCAGCUAUUUUCGUUGCCCCCGGAAGGCUUUUAUCCGAUUGGGACUCGGUCGAUCGGCCGGUCAUUCAGUUGUUCUCCGAGUGA
Molecule: messenger RNA, 345 nt
Organism: Soboliphyme baturini
Lineage: Eukaryota; Metazoa; Nematoda; Enoplea; Dioctophymatida; Soboliphymatidae
Source: the annotation of a GenBank genome assembly